This is a messenger RNA of Anopheles nili, 842 nucleotides long. RefSeq lists its product as uncharacterized. The record is from RefSeq and is a predicted model, not a curated record. The transcript is spliced from 2 exons. NCBI's taxonomy places the organism in Eukaryota, Metazoa, Arthropoda, Insecta, Diptera, Culicidae. Bases 43 to 735 code for a protein of 230 amino acids.
CCCUUGUUUCGGACGAAUCGCUCACGUUGUACACCUUAAACCAUGGCGAGCCCUCUAACGGCCUGGUGUGCCGCUCUGUGGAUCGGAUGUGCUCUCAUCGCCAGCAUCAAUGGACACGGCAUGGUCCUCGAUCCGAUUGCACGAGGAUCGCGUUGGCGGUGCAACUCCCUGGCCUUGCCCAACUACACGGACAACGAGCUGUUUUGCGGUGGGUUUCAGGUGCAGUGGGGCACGCAUAACGGCCAGUGCGGUAUCUGCGGGGACAACUACGGAGACUUGCGGCCCCGGCGCCACGAGCUCGGUGGCCAGUUCGGACACGGUGAUAUUGUGAAGCAAUACGUGCGUGGCAGUGUGAUCGAGGCGAGAGUACGACUUACCGCAAACCAUCGAGGAUACUUUUACUUCGAUUUGUGCAAUCUUGACGGUAGAACCGAAGAGGAAAGCUGCUUCAGCCAGUAUCCCCUGUACCUGGUGGAUGGAAGCCGCAACUGGUACCUUCCCUCAACGGAGGUCGGCGAAUUUCGUGUUAGUUUGAAGCUUCCGGAAUCGCUCACAUGUACCCAUUGCAUUUUCCGGUGGACAUACGUCGCUGGAAACAACUGGGGAUAUUGUCCAGACGGUAGCGGCAAGCUCGGUUGUGGUCCACAGGAAACGUUCAAAACGUGCUCUGACGUACGCAUUGCCGCUCCAGCGGAUAUUAAUCCUAGCUUCGCUUACUGCACAAAGGCUGUCUAACGACGGGCUCGAUUGGUUAGCGGUUUACUUUAGGCUCACACUUCUAGGUAGUGAUAUAUCGUCAUUUCGGUAAAAUUUUAACAAGAAUAUAUGAAACGAGCACUUGG